AUGUUCAGUGUGCGGAGAGCUCCCUAUCUGAUUUCUUAUGCGACUUAUGUUGCUGCCACUGUGCAUGCCCGUAUUGCGGCGAAGCGUGGCGCGGGCUCCCAAGCCCACAAGAGCCUAGAGACUUGCUUAGCCGUUUUCCGCGAGAACCAAGAGACGAAUUGGGCUGUACGACGCGCCAAUGCCAUUAUCCAGAGCCUGAUGAAGAGACUGAGUGUUGUUGCGCCUGACCUGAACGACACACAUAUCGGCAGUGGUGGCGAGGAUAAUCACGAGAGCACACCAGAUGUUUCGUUGAGCAGAUCGAUGGAUCGCGAACCAAGCUUGCAAAGUUUCGACAUCGAUGGCAUCAUCCAGAGUUUUGUUCGAGAGCAGGACUCGUCGCAUGCAGCGCAGCCGGGUUCAAUGGACCCAACCUCCGACAUUGCUGUACCUGGAGUGCCGCCGUCGGCGUACAAUACCAUGGAGACGGCAAACAUGCCCUACGGAAACUCUGGUAACUGGGCGUAUCAGGACCAACAACAACCCUUCAGUGAGCAACCAUUUUCGGUGGAUGAUCUCCUUUACGGUUUCAACGGAUCAGAGCUUGAUCAAUUCCCAGCCAUGAAUUGGGACAUGUAA
Messenger RNA from Alternaria viburni, 618 nucleotides. RefSeq lists its product as uncharacterized. The record is from RefSeq and is a predicted model, not a curated record. Bases 1 to 618 code for a protein of 205 amino acids. Lineage: Eukaryota; Fungi; Ascomycota; Dothideomycetes; Pleosporales; Pleosporaceae. The transcript has a single exon.